Pseudomyrmex gracilis is the source of this 1918-nucleotide messenger RNA. RefSeq lists its product as uncharacterized. Lineage: Eukaryota; Metazoa; Arthropoda; Insecta; Hymenoptera; Formicidae. The transcript is spliced from 7 exons. The record is from RefSeq and is a predicted model, not a curated record. The coding region runs from base 168 to 1631 and encodes 487 amino acids.
GUGAAGCUGCGUGCGUGUGGUGUGAUAUACUUGUUCGGGGGAAGUGGCCCGCCCCGUCCGGGGAAGGUACAAUCUAUAUAAGAGUGGUCCAUUGCGGAUGUCUGACCCAGAACUUCGCGUGCAGUGAAAGUGUGCCCGGUGUAAAUAUAUUUUUGCCGGAAACAAUAAUGAAGGUCUAUUUAAUAUUGGGUCUGCUGGUAGUGGCUGUAUGUGCCGAGAAGAAAAUCAAUUUGGAAGAUAUCGAAAAAGAUAAUCUAAGAUCGGAGAAAAAAGUUAAAAUCGAGAACAUCCAGACUGAUGAAACGAAGUACGCCGUUAAACCCAACAUUAAUCAGCAGCAACAAUAUCAAAUAUCGACCCAAUAUAAUACCUUGGGCGGUCAUUCCGAAUCAUACAUCCCUUCUCAACAACUUCAGGAUGUAAAAUAUAGCCAAGUAUCACCUGAAAGUUAUAUUCAACCUAACCAAUACGCUAUAUAUGAAAUGCAGUAUAAGCAAUUCGGUCAGAUUACACCUGAUGUACACACAAAUGUUGCGCCGUUGCAACAAUAUGACGGAUAUCAACAGCAAUCAGAAAUACCAACGAAAAGUGUUGCUCCCAUUAGCUUUGAAUCCCAGAAAUUGAAUUAUCAACCGGAAGUAACCGUCGGCAAUCACAUUCAAAGUGUUCAACAGAAAGCAGUCACGGAAAAAUACACAAAAACUUUAAAUCGAGAACCUGUUUACUUUAAUAUUCCGACUACUCAGUUGUUUUCUUACUAUCCUCAAGUGGAUAUUAAUUCUUUACUGUCUCUAAGAGGUAUCGGACUAGCGCAGCAGCCAUUAGCCGGCAAUACGGUGCAACAAAUUUCCAUACCCGUGUAUACUCCUGCGUACAAUCAGAAGCAAUUAAUUUCAUCUGUAAAAAUACCGUAUCCCACAGUUACGCCAGCAACAUACACGACCAAGGUGACUAAAGGAGCGGCGUACACACUUCCAGUAACAUCAAAGACGCUCAAUUCUCCUUCUAUACUAACGACACCGGUGUAUGUUCAACCUCAACAACCGAUUGCUCAAGGAAAGACGCUGCUGCACAAGCAAACUUACAUCCAACCGCAAGCUUCGCAAUAUGUGCAGCAGUUAGUUUACACUCAGCCUGGCAUAAUUUACACCGAUCCCACCACCGCUUACAGCGAUUUUUAUACUCGCCUACCAGCGUACAUUCAAGAUAAUUCGAUUCGCGGACAGGUAAAUCAAUAUCAAACCGAGCAACAAUUGUACGUGACACCGACGGUUGCGAGUGAAGCGCCGAAGGAAGUCCCGCAGGAGCAAGUUAGCCAGGAUAUUCAACAGAAUUAUGUCAAGGCGCCUGAGGAGCCUAAAAGUCACUUUGUGCCGCCACAGUUGCCGCCGCAAAAUUUCAAAUCCGAUGUUACACAACUAGAGCCUGUUUACUCUGAAGAAGAACAACAGUUGCCAGUGCAAGAUUAUUCCUUGACCCAGGGACCAAGAUCGUUACUUGAUUCGUACAUUCCAAGCAAUGUCAUCGUUGCGCAGGAUAGCGCAAGAUACAGAGAAAGGCCAAUAAAACUGGAAGGAGGUUUUCUCCCGUCAAAAGUAAAUUUCGUACUUAAGAAGUUUAAGUCCGAGUGAGAAGAAUCGCCGUGAGUGUCAUGACAAUAAUUAACAAAUGUCAGUAAAGCGUGAAAACUUAAUUACUAGCGAUUACAACAACCGAGACACACGUGAACGCGACAUUGUACAUUUGCUGUCCCAAUACAGAUCGACAGCAUCAUCGCAUCUAGUCUAUUCAUCGAACAUUAUGCGAACUUUUUAUACAUUUCGUUUAUAUUUGUAGAGAUAUGAUUUGAAAACGGCGUAAAACAUUGUUUAUGAGUUUUCAAUAAAAUGUAAAAUAAAAUACAAAUUGUUUUUAUUUA